AUUGUGGAUGUGUGUCAGUCAGGAUAUUUGUUACGCAAAUUGCGGAACUCCAAUGGAUGGCAGAGGUUAUGGACAGAGCUUACCUCGCAUACUCUGUUUUUCUACAAAACUCACAAGGAUACUGCCCCAUUAGCCAACCUCCCACUGCUCGAGUAUAAAUUAUGCAUGCCAUCUGUUGUCGAUCGCAUUGUGGAUGUGUGUCAGUCAGGAUAUUUGUUACGCAAAUUGCGGAACUCCAAUGGAUGGCAGAGGUUAUGGACAGAGCUUACCUCGCAUACUCUGUUUUUCUACAAAACUCACAAGGAUACUGCCCCAUUAGCCAACCUCCCACUGCUCGAGUAUAAAUUAUGCAUGCCAUCUGUUGUCGAUCGCGUGCAUCAUUGCAAUUGUUUCAAGCUGGUGUACUCAACGCACGAGUACUUUUUCCGCACCAGUGGUUCAUAUUCAUUUCAUAGAUGGACCGAAGCGCUGCGCAAAGCCGCAAUCUCCCAAGUGGUGCCAGACGUUGUCACUGCCCUGUCUCUACGAAUCUAA
Messenger RNA from Ostertagia ostertagi, 534 nucleotides. The record is from the annotation of a GenBank genome assembly. NCBI's taxonomy places the organism in Eukaryota, Metazoa, Nematoda, Chromadorea, Rhabditida, Trichostrongylidae.